AUGUCAUUAAUAAAGGAAGGCUAUGCUUUUUUUACUUUAUAUUUAUCACAAAUAUUAUGGGCAUUAUAUUUAAUAUGGGCUUAUGUAUUUGAUGAUAUUUUAAAUUUACUCUGUUUUCCAUUUCCAUCAAAGUAUUGGGCAGCUAUUAUCCCAACAGCUAUUAUUUUUUCUGUUUUUUGUUUUUUUUUAUUUAUAUCUAUAUUUUCGUUAGUUAAAACAGAACCAAUUAAUUCACUAAAUUUAGUUGAAGAUGAAUAUUCUGUUUUUGAGGAUAAAGUUUCAGAAAAUUCUAUAAAUUAUAUGAAUGAUAUAAGAAUUGAACAAAUAAAUAAAUUGCUAUAUGAAACUUCUUUAUACUUUGAAUAA
This is a messenger RNA of Plasmodium relictum, 366 nucleotides long. Its product is annotated as phosphatidylinositol N-acetylglucosaminyltransferase subunit P, putative. The record is from RefSeq and is a predicted model, not a curated record. The coding region runs from base 1 to 366 and encodes 121 amino acids. NCBI's taxonomy places the organism in Eukaryota, Apicomplexa, Aconoidasida, Haemosporida, Plasmodiidae. The transcript is spliced from 4 exons.